AUGUCGGUCGAUAUCGAGCCUACUGAGCUGAGCUUCAAACGGCCCUUCACUGUUGAGGUUUCUCAGAUCUUGCGAAUCAAGAACCCGAACCAAUCCCCCAUCGCCUUUAAGGUCAAAACCACCGCUCCUAAGCAGUACUGCGUUCGGCCCAACUCAGGUCGUGUUGAGCCCGGUCAGGAUGUGGAGGUCACUGUUUUACUCCAAGCCAUGAAGGCGGAGCCGCCCCUAGACACGAAGUGCCGUGACAAAUUCUUGGUUCAAUCCGUUCCCAUUACUGCCGACAAGGAAUUUGCCAGCAUUGCCAACAUUCUCGACCAGACAGACAAGGCCAGUCUUCAGGAGAAGAAGAUUCGCGUUACCUGGCUGCCCGCCGACGACCAGUCGCCCAACGGACCCAGCGCCGCGGCCGUUGCUUCUACUCCCAGUCGUCACUCCGUCGUCAAUGGCGAUCAUACUCCCGAUGUUUCACGCGUUUACUCUUCUCCCGGUCAAGAAGCCGACGGUGCCAGCCCCAACGCUGCUGCGCAAUCUGGAAGCCCUGACGUGAAAGACGACUCCGUUUCUGAGAAGGCGCAAUCGACGGUCAGUGCCGCAAGUCACGUCGUUGCCAGCACUGCACAGGCCACGUACGAUGAGUUGAAACAGAAGCUUCAGCAGGCCGAGGCCAAGAUUGCCACCCUUCAAGAUACCAGCGGUCUUCGUCAACGCGUGAAGACAGAGAGCGAAAAGUUGCCCAGUGCUCAACAGGCUGCUGCGACAGUAAGGCAGGGAACGGAGGGAGUCUCAGUACAGAUGGUUGCGAUCCUUUGUCUGGUCAGCUUUCUUCUCGCCUACUUCUUCUUCUAA
Colletotrichum truncatum is the source of this 846-nucleotide messenger RNA. The record is from RefSeq and is a predicted model, not a curated record. Lineage: Eukaryota; Fungi; Ascomycota; Sordariomycetes; Glomerellales; Glomerellaceae.